This is a messenger RNA of Tremella mesenterica DSM 1558, 666 nucleotides long. RefSeq lists its product as uncharacterized. The coding region runs from base 1 to 666 and encodes 221 amino acids. NCBI's taxonomy places the organism in Eukaryota, Fungi, Basidiomycota, Tremellomycetes, Tremellales, Tremellaceae. The record is from RefSeq and is a predicted model, not a curated record. The transcript is spliced from 3 exons.
AUGACAUACAAGAAUUUAUGGAAGAACGAUGAGUCUACGCCAGUUGCAACAAGGGCUGAUGAUGUCUCCGGUGACAGGGGUAAUGGGAGCCUCUCUGAUCCAUCUUCUGAGACCGACCUUGACUUGAGAUUGGGACCGUGGCCUGACCUCGGGUCAAUCUCGAUAGGUGACAAGAAACCUGCUACAACAAUCAUUCUCGAGUUCAGUUUGGUACCUCCAAGCACCUUGCAUUCCGGCAGCAACUCUUCUCCAUACGCGCACUCAGGUGAUUCCGCUGUAGUAGAUCGAGUUUCCAACCAAUACCUGACACAGAAAGUGUGUUGUUCUUAUCCCUUCCAGAAAGAAACUCUCAAUACUCUCCUUGUCUCAAUCAUGUUCAAUCAUAUAUUUUUGCUGUGUGACAACUUUGACUCGCUCAAAGAUAAUCCGAAAGCAACCACUCAAUUAUUGCGGGAUGAGGGCUUUGGUGACGUUCAACUCUUCAUUGGGGAUUACCCAAAACAAGGAGAUGACGAGCUAGCAGUACACAGAUGUGUUCAGGAGGCAAUUGGGAGACUUGCAGCACAGACACAUGUAGACCACUCAGAAGAUGAGGAUAUCCCUUCAGUUGGACAUACACCAUACCUGCAGAAUUACUCCCUUAUGAGGGCUUGCGGCAUCACCUGA